Messenger RNA from Hypoxylon fragiforme, 1667 nucleotides. RefSeq lists its product as uncharacterized. The transcript has a single exon. NCBI's taxonomy places the organism in Eukaryota, Fungi, Ascomycota, Sordariomycetes, Xylariales, Hypoxylaceae. The coding region runs from base 32 to 1060 and encodes 342 amino acids. The record is from RefSeq and is a predicted model, not a curated record.
ACCGGUCAAGGGACUCUCACGUGGUAAGUUUAUGAAUUAUCUACAUUUAUUUAUUGUUUACCUACGUAUAUCCCCCUCGAUCUCUUCUGCUAAGACCAAGCAAAGUGGCGACGACCCAUCACGCCCGCACUGUGUGACCUAUCUGUACGAUGUCGACUUCUUUGAGAAUUUGAAUGGCUAUAGUUUUCUAGCAUGUGGCGAGGACGCCGGAUCCAGCACCAUCGCAACGAGCCCGCUCCCCGGCUGGACACCGACGAGCGAUCCAACGACCGCCGAUCAAUCAACAUCCGGAGUAUCCCUAUCAACCAGCGGCCCCGUCACUGUAACAAUAUUCCCAAGCGAGAGCCCAACACCACCUACCAGGCCAGACGCACCAGCAAGAAGCACCAGCUCAGGGCAAAAUAGGGCCGGCGCCAUAGCUGGCGGCGUGAUCGGCGGGCUCGCCGGACUGGCACUGAUCGGCGCCGCCAUAUUCUUCCUCCUCCGCCACCGCAGGCGGAAAACCCAAGAAGGCAAAGAAUACGCCGGCUCGCCGCCGUACACGAGCCGCGACUUCCCCGCCGCCAGCGUGUACCCGGGCGGCAUCCCCGAGCCGUACUACAACUCGGACUUCUACGGGGAGCUGCCCCCGCAGAUGAUCGACACAUCCACGCAGCACAUCGCGAGCUACCCGCCGCCGACGAGCCUCGACCCGAUCGUCAUACCGCGCGACAGCCGCGACACGCAGCAUAGCCAGAACACCCACACCCACACUCAUGCUCAUACGCAUAACACGCAAUCGCAGCAGCCGAGGAUGUCCUCGCACGCACGGCCGUCGACGUACGUCCCCCCGCUGCAGCAGCAGAGACAGCCCACUGCUGCGGACGACAUCGUGUCGCCGAUCACGCCGGGCGACCCGCUCAACCCGGCCGACGACCCCGCGAGCUACACGUGGAUCUCGAACCCGACGCCGCCGCCGCCGCAGCAGCAGCAGCACCACCAGUCGGCGUCCGAGUACUCCGAGUUCAGCCCGCCGCCGCCGGCGCACUUUCAGACGUAUAGGCCGUAUUCGGGGACGUGAACGGGGAACGGCGAUUUUGCGGCGGAAUAUAAAGAACGAUAGAAAUAAAGGAAAGAAAGAUGGAGGAAAGACAGUUGAGGAGGAGAUGCUUGCAGAGCGAGGGCGGGUCACCUCUCUAAAUGGAUUGGAUUGGAUGUACUUACCUAUGAAGUCUUGGUCGGAGCUGCGUGUAUAUACUGGGAUAGCGGGCGGCGUCUAUUUCUUCCUACUUCCAUCUUCCUCCGGAAUCUCGGGAUCAUUGGCGUUUCGGCGGCGCGGAACGCAUGUGCUAUGAUACCUAUUACUAUCUAUUUCCAUUGGGAAUAUUAGUUUUUUUUUAUCAAAGGCUUGCUAUGUACCAGUCGAAGGCAGAAUGGCGAGGUUUUGAUUCGGAAUUUUUCUGAAAUACUUCAAACAGCGUCAGAUGUAUAGGGCAAGGGCAGAGCAGUGCAGGGGAGGAAAGCGAAAGAUAUCUACGCCAGGUAGCUACAUGUAGGUGUAAGAGGUGGAUAGGUGAGUUAGGUGCCCUACCUAGGUCAACUCGCCGAUCAUUUUUAGCUUGAAUACCUAGUCGCGGUAGUAUCCAUAGAAGACUAAUGCAAUAGCAAGACGGUAUUAAGCCAGUAAC